UCUUAAAUCGGAAAAGAUGUGUAUCUAGUGGUGGACCGCCCUGCUAGCUCAAGCAAUGUUAGCUAGUCAGCUGCGCUGAAAUGGGCGUUCACUGCUGAGCCGAUACUCGACUAGGGGCCCAUGCGAGUGACAGCAUCGGGUUUUGUUGGUUUCAGUUUCAUGAAAAAUUAACAUACACGCUGUCUUUGAGCCGUGUAUGUUAUUAUCAGCGUUGGUCGUGAUAGGUUGCAGUUAAUGCGCAAUACUAAUGCAGGGGGCUGUUGCUAGCAAAGGCAUGAUGUUGCUAGCUCUCCAAACGGAUGUUCACUGAGGUUGAUGUGUGAGGCAAACCACAGCCAGGGAACCAGGAGCAGAUACACUGCUGUGAUUCCAGCUUUACGCUUGGAGACUGCUAAGAAGACUGCACAUGAAUGUGUCUUCAUGAUGACUGACCUUCAACUCUCCACUUGCUGUAACUAAGAAAUGGAAUAGUCCCAACUCUGCUUUGACAAAGCGUGAAGCAACCACUCCUCCUGACAUCAUCUUCCACGACAUAGGCCUGUUUGUCUGGAAACAAGUCAGGCUUUGAGCCAAUACCAGAGAUGCCCGUAAGAAAGCAUCCCUACAGGCUGAAGCCUAGCUACACCAACUGAAAGCAUAAGACAACCGCAUCUCUCUUUUUAAAGGAUGUGCUGCUGAUUGGAUGCUAAAUCUCAUUCUUCUUCCACCUCUCCAGACGUUGAGUGUGUGCCAGGGUUUACAUUGAAUAUGGUGACCAAAAAUGGUGCUUGAAUGUGGCAUACUGGUGCAGAGUAUGCUAAAGAGGGUGAGGCUUUUUCAGAAAAGUACAACAGCUGACUGAUAGUCUGCUGCCAAUAAUGGAUGCCAAGUUAAAGGAGGACCUUUUUCGAAGGUAUGUAACGGCACUGGAGAGGCGUCUGGAAGAUGGAGGUGAAUAUACAGCAGGGGACAGAGGGCGGCGUAAGGACAGCGAGGCCCUACUCUCAACAGCUACAGCUCUGCUAGGGGCCUACCAGCCGGAUCCUGGACAGCGUUUUCGGAUGGUUCGUUUCUACGAAAUGGUGGAUAAUUCUCUCCGCUGCCAGAGAGGAGGCAACAUCAGGAGCCUGGAGAGAGCCUUCAACACAUUAGAAACCAUCUGCACCAACCUCUUGCUAUUCCCCUGGAAGAAGGAGUUCAGAUGUAUUAAAACCUUCACUGGCCCAUAUGUGUACCAUCUGCAGUCAGCCAUCUCUGAUCCUGAACUCCGGACUCUAAUGCGCACCAUUGGCUACGCCUGUGACCAUGAUUCGCAGUUCCAUUUGCAGGAGCACCCGGGAGGCACAAAUCAUCUCCGGCAGUUGGCGUUCGAGCUCUUCUUGGCCCAGGCAGAGUGUCGUCUGCUGGGAGAGGUAGUGGCUCUGGCCCGUGGCUCGGCCUCAGAGCUGGAGGCCCUGGAACUCCGCAAAGGUUGCAGAGAUGAUGCAGCCGGCUGUGCUGAGGCGCUCCGCAGACGCGACAGCCUCGGGGCCGAUAUGGCUCGGCUGUCUGUGCGCCCGUUGGAUUUAGAGAGGCCUCAUGCCCACCACCUGAGGCGAGGUAGCCGACCAUCUAAGUCUGUGGAUGUUACAGAUGGAGCUGGUCACUGGCACGCAGCAGUCAGCAAGCCUGUGUUAAAGGCCUCGCUGAGUCUGAGGAAGGAGACUCUAUUUGUGGAUGCAGAGGAGGAUAUGAAGGAUGAGAUCCUCCGGCCCCUCACCUCAACGUCUCUCUUCUCUGUGGCCGCUCCUCAGUCCUAUAGCCCUAUUGCAGAUUUCUUCCCUAUUCAGUCACCUCCCCCGGCUGACGCUUACACAUCUUACCACCUGUCCUCUUUGGAUGAGAUUGACUUGUACACAGAGAGGGGCGUUGGGACGGGAGGAAGGCAGACCCCCUCUCGCCCUCCUUCCAGAGAGCCUCGGGAUCAAAGGGAUGCGUGGCUGCUCAAAGCUCACGGCAGUGUGAAGUGUCAGGGCUGUGGGCUGGCCUGCUCCUCUAUGGCCUCCUGCCAGAGGUGUGACAUGAUCCUCUGCUCUACCUGUCACGAUGUGGACCCCUCCCCUUGCUGUGGCCUACAGGACUACCACCCGAAAUCCCCACGGCCCCUUGACGGAUACAUUCCUGUGAAGGAAAAACUCUCCGUGUACUCAAAUACGCACUCCCACUCCCAUCUACAUCCGCACCCCCUCACGCUGACCCACUCACACUCCCACCCCCACCCUCACCCCCAGAUGGUGGAGAAACCCCUCAUGUCCACGAAGCUGUUUGCCAGCAAGUCUGUUGCCUUGACAACGCCAAAGGGAGGCAGCAGUGAGCGACUGAGCUUGGGGGGAUCGCGAUGUGGGUUUUGCAACAAGCCAGGGGCAUCCCACACCUGUGUGAACUGCUCCAAGGUGUCAUGUGACUCGUGCAUGGGCCUGUAUGCGAAGGAUAUUUGCACCAGAAAGAAUCCCCAGCACAGCUUUGUGCCCAACCAUCAGCUCAACUUCAAAUCUGGCACCAUAUCUCACCUGGUGUACCGAUGA
Gymnodraco acuticeps is the source of this 2543-nucleotide messenger RNA. It is a transcript of the gene spata2, whose product is annotated as spermatogenesis associated 2. Gene Ontology annotation, biological process: protein linear deubiquitination; regulation of tumor necrosis factor-mediated signaling pathway; protein K63-linked deubiquitination. The transcript has 3 exons. Lineage: Eukaryota; Metazoa; Chordata; Actinopteri; Perciformes; Bathydraconidae. Gene Ontology annotation, cellular component: cytoplasm. The record is from RefSeq and is a predicted model, not a curated record. The coding region runs from base 858 to 2543 and encodes 561 amino acids.